Chroicocephalus ridibundus (black-headed gull) is the source of this 953-nucleotide messenger RNA. It is a transcript of the gene NT5C, whose product is annotated as 5', 3'-nucleotidase, cytosolic. Gene Ontology annotation, biological process: pyrimidine deoxyribonucleotide catabolic process. Gene Ontology annotation, cellular component: mitochondrion. Gene Ontology annotation, molecular function: 5'-nucleotidase activity. The transcript is spliced from 5 exons. NCBI's taxonomy places the organism in Eukaryota, Metazoa, Chordata, Aves, Charadriiformes, Laridae. Bases 86 to 694 code for a protein of 202 amino acids. The record is from RefSeq and is a predicted model, not a curated record.
GAGGGGAUUCCCCCGCCGGGAGCGGGAAUGGGCACGGCCGGGAAGGGCCCGCCCCGCUGCCGGCCCGGGGCGGGCGGCGGUGGCCAUGGCCGGGGCCGGGGGGGCCGGUGCGCUGCGGGUGCUGGUGGACAUGGACGGGGUCCUGGCCGACUUCGAGGGCGCCGUGCUGCGGGGUUUCGUCUCCCGCUUCCCCGGGGAGCCGCGGGUGGAGCUGGCGGAGCGGAGGGGCUUCUCGGUGCGGGAGCAGUACUGCAGCCUGCGGGAGGACCUGGGGGAUAAGGUAGCCAGUGUCUACGAAUCGCCUGGCUUCUUUCUAGAUUUGGACCCAGUUCCAGGAGCCCUUGAAGCUAUGCAGGAGAUGAUCCGCAUGCAGGACACUGAAGUCUUUAUUUGCACAAGUCCUCUCCGGAAAUAUGAGCACUGCAUCGUGGAAAAGUAUAAGUGGGUAGAAAAACAUUUGGGACCCGAGUUUGUGGAGCGGAUUAUUCUAACCCGAGAUAAGACCGUUGUAUCUGCUGACUUGCUGUUUGAUGACAAGGAUACCAUUAGAGGCGCGGAGCUGAACCCGAGCUGGGAGCACGUCCUCUUUACCUGCUGCCACAACAGGCACCUCCAGCUGCAGGCACCGCGCCGCCGGCUGCUCUCCUGGGCGGACGAUUGGAAAGGCAUCUUGGAAAGCAAGCGCAGGCAGUGAUGCGAAAAGGGGAUGCCGUGCUCUUCCCGCUGACAGGGAAACCCGUUCCCUGGAGGCAGCGAGCGCCGUCAGCCGGGCAGGGGCAUUAUGAGGGGUCAGUUAUAAUAAGAAAUGAGUUGCCCUUGAACAUGCUGCAGAGCUGACUCCUCUCCAGGUCUGUGGAAGAAUUGCUCUGCAUUCAGUUAAUUCAUCUCUGUAGAGUUCUGGAUGUUUGCUGUUGGUGAAGAGAAAACUAUAAAAUACAAGCAGUUGUGGGUUG